AUAUUUUUUUAUUUUUUUACACAGCAGACCCAGAAGCGAGAAAGAGAAAUCCAGUACACAGGCGCCUCAGGGAGAUUCCGAUUCUGAUGAUGACUUUGAGCCAAGGAAGCAGUUUGCCUCGCCUUCUGGGUCAAGCCGAAAGAAAAUGUUGCCGAAGAAGAAAGCCAACAAUAAUAAAGAGAAUUUGCAGAAGGGCAAACAGAAGCGUGGUGACCAGAAAGCAAAACCGGUUCAGGAAGAGAAAAGAGAAGAAUUCUUUUGGAAUGAAAAUAUUCUGAGAAAUCAGGAGAAGCGAGGAGUAAGCUACUCAAGCUGUCAUAUUGUACAUUACCUCAGGAAUCUAACACAGGGAACUCAGCCGGUCUUCUGGCAGGAUCAGGCUCUCAACACUCCAGUGAUGCACACAAAUAAACGACUGCGGGUGCAUAAGACCUAUCUAGGUUUCGACAGACGAGCAACAGCCCUUGCUUGGCACCCAACCAACCCCAAUGUUGUUGCUGUUGGAUCAAAGGGAGGAGACAUCAUACUCUGGAACUACCAGGCAGACGGAAACAAGCCCAGAGCUUUCAUCAAAGGGACUGGUGCGAAUGGCUCUAUCCAGGCUCUAAAGUUCAAUACAGAUAAUCCUAAUUUGGCAUAUACAGCCUCUAUCAAUGGCAACAUGGAGUGCCAGGAUGUCACAAGGGGAAGCUGUCACAAAGUUUUUCUGUCAACUGGUGAUUGCGACCACUGGUAUACUUCGCUAGAUGUAUCUGCUCCUGGCAAAGUGAUAAUUGUUGGUGAUAAUAAAGGAUAUGUGAAUUUGCUGACACAAGAUGGUGAGAAGCUUUGGACAAACAGACUUCAUCAGCAGAAAGUGACACAUAUUGAGUUUUGCCCACGAAUGCAAUGGUGCUUUGUCACUGCAUCGGUGGAUCGCAGCCUGAAGGUGUGGGACAUUAGGAACUUGAAGUCCCGUAGUUCCUGCUUGUACAGCCACAUGCAUGAGAGGCCAGUCAAUUCAGCACACUUCAGUCGUACUGAUGGGGGACGGUUGUUGACAACUGACCAGCACAGUGAGAUGAGAGUGUAUUCUUGCCCGAGCUUCACACUCAGCAGAACCAUCUCACAUCCUCACAGACAAUUCCAGCAUCUAACUCCUAUUAAGGCAACUUGGCACCCAUUAAGAGACAUCAUUGUUGUUGGGCGAUACCCUGACCCUGCUUUCCCUGGCUAUGUCGAUAAUGAACCUCGCACUGUGGACUUCUUUGAUGGUGCAACAGGAAAGCUCUUGCAUCAGCACAUGGACAGAAACUGUGACAACAAGAUAAUAUCACUCAACCUCUUUAAUCAAACGGGUGAUGCAUUACUUUCAAGUGCUGCAUUACUCGUGUGGGUUUGGAAACCAAAGUUCUCAUGCGAUGCUACCAAGAGCAGCAGCAAUCUGGAUUCGGAAGGUAACAGUGAUGAUGACGACAACGAUGAUGGCAAUGAUAAACCCAAGAGACCACGGAAAAAGAAAACAAACACCACGGCCUCGAAGAAAAGCAAAGCUCUCAAAGAAACAAAGGUCGUCAGAGGUAUUAUGAAAAUUGACAAAAAGAGAUAGUAAUGAGAGAGUGCUAAAAGAAAAAUGCCUUGGAGGAGCAGGAUUUCAGGUCUUCAGUACAAAUAUUUUGAAAAAAACCUUAGUUUGAGAUUUCUGUCUGUUUAUGUAACUGUGCCAAACUAGCUGUUGUAUCAGGAAUGAAACUGUCUUGAGUUAAUACCUGUGGGGCAGGGCUACUCCAUAAAACUGUGUAUUUACCAAGUUAGUGUUUUUUAGCUUCACAGUGGGAGUGUAAUAGAAUGUGAAAAUGGUAGAGUAUGCUUGAAGAACUUAAUGUUAAUUUCUCAGUUUUUUUUACAUAUCAGGUUAGAAUAAGGAGAACCAGCAUCUUAAAAGACAGCUUGUUUUUUUAGUUUAUUUUUACCAUUCCCAUUUUAGUAUUAAGAUAGAAGGGGUUUAUUUCAUAUUUUUCGCACGACUUUUCUUCAUUCACACGAAAGAGUUACCAUUUUUGUUGUCUUCCAUUUUACCAUUAAUUGUUUGUAUAUUUGCUGAUGUGUGCAUAUGAACAUUGGCAUAUGCUUACUAUUCAUAUCCAGGAAUGAUCUGGUAUAGGAAUUUCAUGUAUGUAUGUGUUCCUGUUUUCUGUCUUUGAAAUAUGUGGCAGUAAAACAUCAACACUAUUAAAUUCAGAAUAUUCUUUCUUCUUAUUUUAAGUACAUACAGAAUAUAUGUAUAUUUUUUACUUCUUUUUUAUUUUCUAGUACAAUUUUUUUUGUAAGAUAAAGCCUAUUUUUACUGCCAUUGCAAAACUCUGAAUGAAAUCUCUUUUGUUUUUCUUCUUUUGAGAAUGUGCAUUUAUAACGAUUUGCAUUUUGGGUUUCAUUUCCAUCUCUCUUUAUCCUUUUUUCAGAUGUUUUCUAUAUGCCAAAAAAAGAAGAUUCACUGCAUCUAUAUCAUAGUUUUGUAUGUUAGUAUGCUAUUUUGAAACAUACUUAGUCUGUUAAUGUUUUUGUUACGGUAAUAAAUAUUUUUUUUAUUAGAAUGCCCCGCAUAUUUUACUUCCCUUACUACUGAGUAAUGAAAAGAAAAUAUGUGAAUUUACUGAAAUUCUUCGUGAUUUCUCCUUUAAAAUAG
This is a messenger RNA of Penaeus indicus, 2665 nucleotides long. Its product is annotated as DNA damage-binding protein 2-like. NCBI's taxonomy places the organism in Eukaryota, Metazoa, Arthropoda, Malacostraca, Decapoda, Penaeidae. The transcript has 9 exons. The record is from RefSeq and is a predicted model, not a curated record. Bases 146 to 1588 code for a protein of 480 amino acids. Gene Ontology annotation, cellular component: nucleus; Cul4-RING E3 ubiquitin ligase complex. Gene Ontology annotation, biological process: DNA repair; response to UV. Gene Ontology annotation, molecular function: damaged DNA binding; protein binding.